Penicillium argentinense is the source of this 993-nucleotide messenger RNA. RefSeq lists its product as uncharacterized. The coding region runs from base 1 to 993 and encodes 330 amino acids. NCBI's taxonomy places the organism in Eukaryota, Fungi, Ascomycota, Eurotiomycetes, Eurotiales, Aspergillaceae. The transcript has 3 exons. The record is from RefSeq and is a predicted model, not a curated record.
AUGUGUCCUGAUAUUAACUCCCUUCCUCCGUCCCGCUCGUCCUCCUCGUCCUCGUCCCUCCCGAACCGCAACGCUUCUUCCGUCUCCCCCGGUACGCCCCCAGGCACAGGCCCCGCACCAGCGAACCAUACCGCGUCCACAUCCACAUCCACGCGGCCAUCUCGCGGGUCCAGUAUUGGCCGACUGUCAGUUUCCGAGCGGCGCAGAUCAGCUGCCGGCAUGAAUAUCAGCCCAAGUGAGUCGCUCGGCACGGCAUCGGGACAUCAUGGCGAGACCCUUUGGUCAGACCACCGCUCUUCCAUAGGGCAAGCAUUCCGUACGACGAGUCCUUCGAGCCACAGCGGUGGCAGUCCGGUCUUUGUGACGGCGGACCCACACCAUCAACGGGCGCCAUCUCUAGGAGAGCUACACCAGGAGCUGGAGCAGGAACAGGAGGCCCAAGUGAACCGCCUCCUUCAGAUGAUUCGCAGCCAGCAGGCCCAACUGCAACAAUACCAGCAGCAGAGCCAACACCAGAAUCCACAGUCAACUACUGCCAUCGAUGACACGACCCCGUCGUCCGAACGCUCGGCCGCAUUUUUCCCUCCCAUGCCCCCGCCUGCGGGGUCUGGCAACAACCGUCUAUCCAUCUCCUCGCUGUCAAACCGUCGGCUGUCACGCCCGUCAAGCCAGACGACUUCCCCGAACAUUCGACCCCAAGAUGCGGGACGAGGAUCAGAGCCCGUGGACGCAUUCACGGGAUUCCGCGAAAGCUCAUCCCGGCGUGGCAGUCGUGAUGAAGGCGCAUACUAUCAGGCCGAGGCCACCAUGCUGAGCCGCGAAAACCAAAUGCUGCGUCAACGAAUUCGAGAAUUAGAACGUCAGAUUGGGGAAAUGACUACUUCCACGAGGCCUGCUGCCUCCACCACCAGCGGAUCAGGUGCAGCGCCGGGGCAAGAGGGGGCCGAAGCGGUGGACCCGCUUACCCUGCGAUCCGCCGACGGGAAAGACUGA